UGCCAGUGAUCAUCUGUAAAAAGUAAACGCCUCCAGCUUAAACUUUGACAUUUUCAGAAUUAGUUGUCAAUAAAAAUAUCAAAACAUUUAUCUCACGUCAUAAAUAUUUAUAAAAAAUUAAUUUUCGCUACACGAAAAAUAAAAAUGGAGUCCGCGGUAACAGACCUCGAGCAGAGCAUCAAUCAAGCUAAUGGUAAAAUAGCAUCAAUUACAUGGAAAAUUGAGACUUUUGAAAAUGAAUUUCCUCUGGCCGACAACCAGGAAUCGGUGCUAAAAUUAAUAAAAUCGGUUGCGGAGGUAACUGAAGAAUAUCAAUCUCUGCGUAAAGAAAUUUUAGAAGUACAACAAAUUCAAAAGCAACUUACAGACUCACUGAAAUCAAAAGUAUCCCAAGUACAAAAACAAUAUUUUGUGUUACGCGACAAAAUAAUUGGAUCUGAAUUAUCUACAGCCCAAGACGAAUCAAACAAAUUGAAGUAAUUUCAAGACUACGAAUAUCACACCUGGAAUCUAUGUGCCAAAAUAUAUGUAUAAAUCAAA
This is a messenger RNA of Microplitis mediator, 540 nucleotides long. RefSeq lists its product as uncharacterized. NCBI's taxonomy places the organism in Eukaryota, Metazoa, Arthropoda, Insecta, Hymenoptera, Braconidae. The transcript is spliced from 3 exons. Bases 145 to 480 code for a protein of 111 amino acids. The record is from RefSeq and is a predicted model, not a curated record.